CAACAUCAAAGUAACAUCGGCUGGAAUUUUAUAAUAAAAAACUUGGUAAAAUUCUCGAAAAAUAAGAUCAUUGGCAGGAUAAUUAUCUUUCUGCUAUUUUCUUGAAAGUGAAUGUGAAACUUGAAUUCUUAUUAGGAGUGAUUUUUCAGAAUCGUAUUUAAACAAAUGUCAAGUUUUCUUUAAACGUGUAUCCGAACAAAGUUUCAGAGAUUCUAGUAGAAAAAAAAAACAAAAUCAGUGGAGUUUCAUAAUUUCUUGUACAUUGCGUGUUUAGAAGACAGUAAAGACAGAAAAAGUGAUACGAAAAACGCAAUUUGUAUCGAUAAUUAACGUAAAACUCGUUCUAAUUCGAUGGGAAACAGAAGUGGAAGAAAAUAUUUAAUUCAAUAUGGCUACAGAUCAUACGACGUGAGCUGUCAGCUGUAAUAAUUUUUGUUUCUUUGUGUUUAUUACGCCUUUAAAAAUGUUAUGAUCGUUACGUACACGCGAAUAUGGGUGCGAAAGACUCAAAACCAUCUUUUAUACCAUACGAGGAUGCAGUGAAACGAGUGUCUGAUAGUGAGUUGAGACGUAUACGUGAAGCGUUCAAGAGAUGUGCUGGUGCAAACGGGACAGCCUUGAGCUUGGAGGCGUUCGUCCACGAAGUGCUGUGUGAUGGAGUUCCCUACGAGGUGGCGGAGUGGCUGUACCAGGCGUGCGGCGGCACCAAGAGAGGCAUCGCCUUCAAGGAGCUGCUCUGCGGGAUCGUGGUGCUCACCAAAGGCAACAUCGAAGAGAAAAUAAAGUUCCUCUGGACACUAUACGUGAACAAUCAAGGCGACAAUGGCACAUACAUAUACAAGAGAGACUUCGCGCGGAAUCUCCACAUGGAGUACACGUCGCUGCCCCUCAACGGCCCUCAGAGGAACGCUGAGAUCCUCCUCAGCCUCUUCGGCCCGGCGGAGAAGGUCACCUUCGACCAGUUCCGCUCGUGGCUGCUGAUACACAAAGAUGCGACGGUGCUGUCCAAGUGGCUGCUGUCAGAAGUCAAUGUAGCCCAGGAUCUGGAGACACCCACCUUCUAUCAGAGUCUAGCUGGCGUAACACAUUUAGAGGAGAGGGACAUUAUAGAACUUGAGAAAUGUUUCUGGACACUCCGCAACGCGGCGCCAACUGGCCAGCUAGACGCAGAGAGUCUCUCUCCUCUCCUGUCUCCGCCAUUACCUGCUGCAGCGGUGGCCGGCGCCUUCCUGGCCUUCGACGAGAACAGGGACGGACAUGUGGACUUUAAGGAGCUCUGCUGUGGACUUAGUGCGGCCUGCAGAGGGCCUAGGACUGAGCGGCUUAAGUUCUGCUUCAAAAUCUUCGACCUAGACAGCGAUGGGGUGCUCAACAAGAAGGAACUCAUCGACAUGGUGGGGAUCCUGUGCACCGUUGCCAAUGAGAACCUCAAGAACCAGAGCUCCCGCGCCUCCACACCUUCGGACAGUAACGACUCCGAAGGCAUGGAGAAGGGGUUUGACCCUGAAGUCAUACUGGUCAACUUGAGGGAGAAGCUGGUGACGGUGCCCAAGAAUGGUAGGAAGCCAGUCUUCCAGUUGGGCCCUAAUGGCGAUAAUAAGGAUGAGAUUGCUGCUUUGAAGGAGCAACAGCAACAGCAGCUUCAAGAAGACGAGCAACUGGAGAGCGAGGGUCUGAUCGCCAACGACAUGGCGCUGACGCUGGAGGACUUCCUGAUCUGGAGCGUGGAGAGCGCGGAGGCGCUGGUGUCGCCCUUCCUCGACCUGCUGUUCGAGGUGUGCCACGUCGUGCUGGGGCUGCGGCCGCAGUGCAAGCAUCAGGAGAGGGAUAUUGUCCUAGGCUGGCUACGUCGAGCAGUCCAGCGUGGCUACUCAGUGGGGCAGUUCUGGUACCUGGUGGCUGCGGAGUGGUGGGGCUCGUGGCUCGCGUACACGGCCGGCUCCAGCAGCGACAACUGCUGCCGUCCGCCGCAGCGGCAUAUUGAUGAGGCCAUCGUGUGUGAUGAGAGCUUCACUAGUAAUUCUACAGAAUCGAUGGGUUCCUUACUAUGGCGCGCGGAGACGGCGUCGGUGGGCAGCGCGGGCAGCUCGUCCGGCGUCAGCAGCGCCGCCGCCCAGCGCGGCCACAGGCAUCCCGGCCCCAUCGACAACAAGCGUCUGCUCGCUCCCAACGUGCUCAAGGUCCGGACGCUGACGGGCGAGGGCGGGCACCUGCGCCGCGACGUGACGCUGGCGCAGCACCGCGACUUCGAGCUCGUGCCCGACGCGCUGUGGCGGGCGCUCGCGCUCUGGUACGGCGGGCCCGACCCGCUGCCACGACAGGUGAUCCGGCCACCGAACUCGGACGUCGAGCUCGAGUUAUAUCCCCUGCACCUCAAGCUACUACGGCAUGUUCAGAGCACACAGAGAGUGUCACCAGCAGGUACUGGUACAGGCACAGCGCUGUACAGCAGCGUGCCGGCGCCGCCCGACCGACAGCUCGCAUACACCGCCGCUUUCUCAAGACUCGCCACCGUCAAACAGGUGUGCGAGUUCCUGUGCGGAGCGCUGGGGCUGGCGCGGGAGGACAUGCGCGUGUGGGCCGUGGGCGCCGCCACCGUGCUGCUGGACGACGAGCGGCCCACGCUGCACGAGCUGGGCCUGCAGCACCGCGCCGCGCUGCUGCUGGAGCUGCGCAACCCCGACCUCACCUGGCCCGAGGAGAUCGGCGCUCUCAGCAUGAGCAGUGGGUCGAGUCGAGCGACAGAGCGUCGGGAGACUCUCAUAGCGCCCAACCUGCCCGGUGCCACUGGCCUGCACAACCUUGGCAAUACAUGCUUUAUGAAUGCCGCAUUACAAUCUGUAUGGAACACAGGCCCAUUAACGAGGUAUUUCAACUCGGGCAUGCAUUUGUAUGAGGUGAACACGACAAACCCGCUCGGAACUAAAGGAGUACUAGCAUUGAGAUAUGGAGAACUAUGUAAAGAGGUGUGGUCGUGCUCAGCGCGGUCGGUGGCGCCGCUGCGGGUUCGCUGGUGCGUGUCCCGCUGGGCUCGGGCCCUCGCUGGCGGGGGGCAGCACGACGCGCAGGAGCUGCUGGCGUGGCUGCUGGACGCGCUGCACGAGGACCUCAAUCGUGCUGCACCGCCGCCGGCACGGUGUCUGCCGCGGGCUGACGACUCCGGGGGCAGACCCGACCAGGUGGUAGCAGCAGAAGCGUGGGAGCAGCACACAUCCCGCAACGCGUCCAUCAUGACGGAGCUGUUCUACGGGCAGCUGAAGUCCAAGGUGCAGUGCGACACGUGCGGCAAGGACUCCGUGCGCUUCGACGCCUUCAACAUGCUCAGUCUGCCGCUGCCCAUGGAGUCCUAUGUCUGCUGCGAGCUCAGGGUAAUGCUGCUGGACGGCUCGGUGCCCAUCAAGUACGGCGUGCGAGUCAACUCGGAAGGCACAUACUUAGAUCUCAAGAAGAAGCUGUCGGAAUUAUGUGGAUUAGCGCCGGAAUCUAUGCUAAUAGUGGAAGUAUCAGGGGCUACUAUAGGCCGGGUGCUGGAGGAUAGCGCCAAGAUCAGCGCGGCCACCGCCUGCGAGCUGUACGCGUACGAGCUGCCGCAGCAGGACGAUGAUGACGCUACCCACUGGGAACACUGCCAACAUCAUACUAACGGCUGGUCUAUGGAGCCGCAGCAGUGGGCGGAGGUGAGUGUGGGCGGCGGCAAUACUUCCUCACUCUGCAUGCCAGCACUCUUCUGCUUCAAGCGCUCGAGAUCGGAAAUUCUUAUGUCCCAGAGUCCGCCGAGCACUCUCUACAAGCACGCGGUAUUCACCGACCGGGCUGACGGCAGGAGCAACACCCUGCCCAAGGAGGUACGGCAUGAGAACGGCAGCAGUUCUCCGACCCUCAGCGUCAAGUCGCUGAACCUCAAGCCGUCCAGCCCGAGGCUCGGGAAGGUCAAGUUCGGCUCGUCGCCCUCCAAUAUGUGCAAGAUGGAUGAUAGUAAGGACGUGCCUACGGGAAAGAUACAGUAUUUGGUUGCUGUUCAUCGGAAGCAGUGUCGGUCAGACGCGUACUUCCUCCCCUGGCAGCGCAGCCGCUCCUCAGUGUUCGGCGUGCCCCUGCUGGUGGGUGUACGCGACGCGUGCAGCGGGCGGCAGCUGUACGCGCGAGUGUGGCAGCAGGUGGCGCGGCUGCUCAGUGCACGGCCACCGCAUCAUGACCAGCAUAACCAUGCUACUGAUUGCGACGACAGCCUGGGCUACGAGUUCCCGUUCCGCAUCCGCGUGGUGCGCGCGGGCGGCGCCUGGUGCGCGCGCUGCGCCUGGCCGCUGCUGUGUCGCGGCUGUGCCCUGCCAUGCACUGACACCGCCACCGCCACGCCGCGCACGCGCGUCAGUGCCGCUAUAGAUAGCGACGCGCCCAAUACCAACUCCCCUAUAGCGAAGAAUAAGCUGAACAGGCAUAAUUCUGCACGGCUUUCUACUGAUAUUACGGGCGAGACGGAAUGUGGCACGGUGAGCGCGGCAGAACUGAGUGCACUGCUGGCGGGCCCCCGCCGCGGCCUCAUGCUGGCCAUCGACUGGGACCCCACCGCGCUGCAUCUGCGCUACCAGUCCACACGGGAGAAGGCGUGGGUGGAGCACUGGUCGGUGGCAGCAUGCCGGCAGGAGGCGGCUCGCGCUAUCGACCUGGCGAGCUGCCUGCGCGCGUUCACGUCGUGCGAGCGGCUGGAGCAGCGCUACCACUGCGCGCACUGCCGCAGCGCGCAGCCCGCCACCAAGAAGCUGCAGAUAUGGCGCCUGCCGCCCAUACUCAUAGUCCACCUAAAACGUUUCCAAUACGUGAACAACAAAUGGAUAAAAUCACAGAAAGUGGUCAACUUUCCGUUUCAAGACUUCGAUCCCACCGCCUACCUCGCGUCCGUACCACAAGAAACUAUACUACGGCAUACAGAAAUACUCAGUUCCAAACGGAGAUCAUCGGUCUUCGUUGAUGACACCAUAUCAGAGUCAGAUAGUGAGGAAGAUGAAGAAAGUGCACAACCAAAGGUUCAGAGGCCCAAGGUCGAGAGGAAGAGGAAAGGGUCCGUGGAGGUGAAGGGCAGACAGAGGCUGGAGUCUACGAGCCUGGUGACCACGCCGGUGACGGAUGAUAACCUGAUAGACUAUCAUCAGCAUCAUUUGUUAAAGGAUCAAGACCCGUUCGACUUGAAGUACAGAUUGUAUGCUGUUGUGUCGCACUCGGGGCAGCUGAGCGGCGGCCACUACGUGGCGUACUGCCGCAACCCGUCGGGCGCGUGGCUGUGCUACAACGACAGCUCGUGCCGGGAGCUGAGCGCGGCGCCGACGCCGCCCAUCGACCCCGCCGCCGCAUACCUGCUCUUCUACGAGCGACAGGGACUCGACUACGAGAGGUAUCUUCCCGACAUAACGGGUAAGGAGCCAGUAGUGAGAGACGCAGAGGUGCUGGAUCCUGACGAGAACGACCUCAAGAAGAUGUGCACUAUAGUGUAGGACUAUUGUGAUAGCCGGCGCUGCAGGCUUCAGCGGUGAGAGACGCUCCGACCCGACCAGGUCUUUCAGGAACUUCGGCUCAUGUAACAAACGGGACGUGACGCGCUAAUGUAUAAAAUAUCAAUGAUUUGACCGUAUAAUUCGUCCAUAUCGAUAUAUUUUUUGGCCAUCGAUAAAAAUAUCGAUGUUGCUAUUGUUUAUGUUUUAUGCCGAAAGCGAGAUGUAAAUGCAUUUUAAUAUUUUUUAUCGUUAGCACGGUUUGCGCUUGAGUUCAUUAUUUGUGAACGCAUAUUAUACAGUGUUGCAAUUGGUUAAGGCUUAUAUUCGUUUCUUCUUUGGAUAGUGCCAUAGCGCGUCGUGUCGCCAAUUCGAGCCGAUCGCAAGUAGGUGGCUUUAUGAAAAAAAUAUGAACAUUAUGGCCCGAAGAUUCGGUGUAUAGUUUUGGAAAUCUGAAAUAUAGAAUAAAAAAUACAAUAUAAAAAUAUUAUAUGUGGUCUGUCACAGAUUAUGCAUACAAACGGAAUGCAACCGCGAUGGGACCACGGAGAAACGCUCAAAUAUUAAUUUUAAUUAAUUUAAUUAUUUUUACUACCUAUUCGGGGUAGUAAAUAUUUAUCUUUCAAAUUAUUAUCGAUAAUUGAUUUCUAAUUACAUUUAUAACGUUCCAAAUAAUAUUGUUUAAUGAAUGAAUUUGAAUGUGAAUAAAUAAUGGCACGUUUCAGUGGAAAUAUCAGUCAUGUGCCAUUAUAAAAUAAUAUAUCUAUACAUUAAAUCUCAGACGGCUAUAACCGAAUACCAAAACUUCUAUACACAAAUUAAAAUAAUGUAUUAAUAAUGUAUUGCGUAUAAUCGAGAACAAUGAAAAUGAAAUUUCUUUUUUAUAAUAAUAAUUUAUGUAAAUUAUGAUGUUGAUUUUAUAUGUUGAGGGUAUGUCGUGGUAAUGCAGGAAAAUUCCAUGAUUGCACAGAUAGGGAAUACAGUUACUUUACUAUUUAUUCUUUGUGAAACCACAGAGAAUUUAAUAAAUGUAAUACUCAUAAAUAUGUUAAUGUAUUGUGUUUAUGCACAUACGUACCGUCGAUCGAGAAAUUCAGUAUUGAGUUUGUCAGAAAGAACUUUCAAUUGCUGUAAUUUGUCUUUAAAGGUGUACCUAUGUAUGAAGUUUUCAGUAGAUUCGUUAAACCUUCUUAUUGGCUACAUUGAAAGUAGAAAAUUAAGUAUCUGUAUUCUAUAAAAUCUGUGUUAUUGUGGGAAAGUUAAAGUGUUUUGUUAGUUAUGAUUGCGUAGUUGUAAUGCAUUCCACUGUUGGUUCAUUUUAAGCGUUGGAGCAACAUGCGGUCUGUCAUGGUUCGAAGCUUUACAGCUAAUUUGGGGGCACACUUGACAGCAAUCUAAUUUGAACCUUAAAGAAAAUAUAAUGCAGUUAAGUGUGCAGCCAUUCUUAUUAUAAAUUAUGUUUUUUAUUAUAUGAUAAGGUUGGCAACGCAUCUGUAAAUAUGUUUCGUUGGUAAUACAUACCAGUGCGGUUUCUUGAACGACUCUAGUGUUAAAUAAGUCAGGACAAGUGUGAUAUUGUUUUCUGUUAUUAAAAUUUAUUAGUUUUUAUUGGUGUAUUUGCCUUAUAAGUGUUUAUGGGUGUUCUGUGGCUUGCUAGCGUGAAUAUUGUGACCAUGUGUCAAAAUUGACAGUUUGUUCCACCAUAUUGGAUUUCGUUUAAGUGUCAAAACUGACAGGACGGCCAUAUUGGAUUUUCUAUGACGUUUCAUGUAAUUAUUCAGUAUUCAGCUAUAUAAGCCUAUUUCAAGCAUAUUUGAGAUUAUGAUUUCCAAGUAUGUUGUAACAGCUUAUUUUAGGUUCAUGGUAAAUAAUAUUUACGCUAGUAACUACGGCAUAACGUUGUCCAACCGUAAGUUUUGUUGUACCCAAAUAUUUGCGCGAACAAAACAAGCGCGUCGCCCCGUGUCGCCUGUUACGUUAAUAAUGGAGACUGAUGUGAUGUAAUAUAUAAACGUGAUGUGCUAUAUUUUACUCAUUGGAAUAUUUUGUAUUUAAUAUUAUUGUAGAUAGUCUGCGUUUAACGUGUUUUGUACCAGAUACAAAAAAAUAUUGAAGGCAUGUUUGCAAAUGCAAAAUUAAUAGGUAGGGCUAUUGUCUAUUUCUAGAUACUGUCCAUGUUUUAUCUAUUUUGGCUUUCUCUUCUAAGUUUCUUUACUUAUGUGUAGUGUGAAUUUCCUUUUAAUUUUGGUACAGAACACGCUGAACGUUAAUAAAAUAAUAUAUUCUUCUAGCGCGGAAACUAUUUAGUGUUAUAAUAAUACGUGUUAUUGGCGGUUUUGUGUUGAACGCGAUUGUUGACUACUGUCGAUAUAACGCCGGUGCUUCACGUCUGCGCACGCGCAUGAGCGUGGAAACUCUUGCGCAGAGGUGAGGGACCGGCGCUACGCGAGCUUUGGCAUCGAAACAGCUCACUAUAAUUAUCUUUUUUAUAAUUAUUAUUGUAAUUAUCGUACGGCUUAGGGCACAAUGUCGUGAUGCUUAAUAAAUUCUAGUGAGAUACGAUACAUAAGUAUUAGACACAUACGUUUAAGUAAUAUAUUAUUAUUAUUGAUAUUAUGAGCCGGUGUGCACGAUCCUAGUUAAUCUAUUAAUAUAAUUUCUAUACAGUUUAUUCGAAAUAAUUUAAAUGAAAAGUAGCUUUUGUAACGCGACAUUUAUUUAGCAAACGCUACCAAUGUGGGUAGUUGUAAUAUUGUAAGCUGAGGACUAGUAGUGUGGUUCUCGCUGAUUUAGUCGAUAUUUUUAUUUAUUUGAUCGUGUGCACCAAAUAAUUUUGUUAUUUUAGUGUAAUACGUACUACUGUGACCGUGUCUUAUGAACCUUAUGUUCAACCAAUAAGGUUGAAAAUUGUCAGCAUUGGUCAUAGUAGUACAUAUGCCCCCGCGCCCUGAUGCGUCCACAGGGAGUCCGCGGCCUGUAUGUAAGUGUUCGCGGCGAGGUGCCAUCGCUCCAGUUUCCUCUAUACCAAAGCACUUCCUCACUUUGUCCCAAGCUUUACAAACUUCACCUGUCGCCGUCAUACUCGAUGUUUCACUAGCUUCUGUAAAGAUGGCGCUGAUUGUACUGGAGUCCAAGCCUACUGGCUGCUGUAUCAGAUUGUUAUCCAAUUAAGUAUUUUGAAUAUCCCUGUGCAAUAAAGAAUUUCUUUUGUAUGUA
Helicoverpa zea (corn earworm) is the source of this 8702-nucleotide messenger RNA. RefSeq names its product ubiquitin carboxyl-terminal hydrolase 32 (gene Usp32). The transcript is spliced from 27 exons. Lineage: Eukaryota; Metazoa; Arthropoda; Insecta; Lepidoptera; Noctuidae. Gene Ontology annotation, cellular component: Golgi apparatus. Gene Ontology annotation, biological process: protein deubiquitination. Gene Ontology annotation, molecular function: cysteine-type deubiquitinase activity; calcium ion binding. The coding region runs from base 492 to 5489 and encodes 1665 amino acids. The record is from RefSeq and is a predicted model, not a curated record.